Messenger RNA from Hippoglossus stenolepis (Pacific halibut), 3734 nucleotides. RefSeq names its product zinc finger protein 14-like. The record is from RefSeq and is a predicted model, not a curated record. NCBI's taxonomy places the organism in Eukaryota, Metazoa, Chordata, Actinopteri, Pleuronectiformes, Pleuronectidae. Bases 348 to 3422 code for a protein of 1024 amino acids. The transcript has 2 exons. Gene Ontology annotation, biological process: regulation of DNA-templated transcription. Gene Ontology annotation, molecular function: RNA polymerase II cis-regulatory region sequence-specific DNA binding; DNA-binding transcription factor activity, RNA polymerase II-specific.
GCGACAGUAAUCAUGGCGGAUGUGUUUUUCCCGUCGAGUUUUGCAGCUCAGACGUUUGUGUUGAUUUAAAACCAACAAUCGAUCAAUAAAACCGCAUCACAGCAGCGAACUAUUUCCUCUGAGACAAAACGACUGCAGCUCCGCAGAGCUGAAGCUGCCGCAUCACCGCUCUCUGCCUCGGUAUCGAUGCGCACACGUCGGGACUUGAGAUCCAGUUUGGUUCGCUUCCCGAGCCUCACCUGAGGGGGAUGAACCAUCAGGAGCCGGAACACACGGAGGAUCUUCACUUCAGUAACAAGUCAAAGAAGAAAUCAAAUCCACCUUUGUGAAAACAACAGAAACUAACAAUGGGCGAUUUGAUCGUCGAGGCAGAAGAGGAGGCGACCAAACAGGAAGUCUGCUUGGAGCAGCUUCCAGAGCCGCUGCUGAUCAUCCUGUCCCCACCUCCGCCUUUUCUACCCGCCCCCGGGCAGCCCACCAUGUUUUGGCACAAGUGGCUUAGAUCUUUCAACCGCUACCUGGAGGCGCUCGGUGAGCACCAGCUGGUGGACUCCAGUAAGUGCGACCUUUUACAGAACUGCCUCGGCCCGGAGGGGCAGCACGUCUUCACUUCGCUGAUCCAGGGUGACACCACGUACGCUGAGGCCAUCUCGGUGCUGACGGGUUUCUUCACCGCCGAUCAGGCCGCUCAGAUGUACCGCCUGGAAUUCCAUCACAGAGCCCAGAUGCCCGGAGAGACUACAGAUCAGUUUGUGUCUGCGUUACAGGAGCUGCUGUGGCGCUGCAACUACGGGGACUUGCAAGAAAAACGUAUCCUGGAUCAGCUGAUUGCAAAAACCAACUACCCUCAACUCAAAGAGCGGCUUCUCCUGGUGGAGGACACGCUGACCUUGGCUGAAGCGUUGCUAAUCGGUAAAGAGGUGGAAUCCGCUUUGAGCGAAUCGGAGGUGUUUGGUUUUCAUGAGGUCAGUGUGGCUAUCGAAGACGAUUUGGACGUCCCUGUUCAGAGAAAAGCUAAAAGAGGACGACCGAGGAAGGGCGAGAAAAGAACUACAGCAAAACCACACGUGAUUAAAACCUCCAAAAAAUCCUCGAGACACAAAGACAACUUCUAUUACGGCAACGAUAAGCUUUAUUAUACUGAUAACGAUAAAGAUAAGUGCAAAAGUUCUGCUGAGACGACUCCUGCUUGUGAUAAACCCAGCGAUGAAGGUGAUAAUGAUAUUGAAGCCUCGUCAUCGUCACAGAUGGUGAAGGAGGAAGCCUGUGACGAUGAUGAUGAUGACGACGAUGAUGACUUUGUAGUUUCCACAGCCAAACUCAAAGGGCCCUACUGUCCCUUCUGCACCGGCCGGCGCUUCAGAGACGCAAACAAGCUCGGCAGACACAUGAGGACGCACACGAAGGACAAACCGUUCAGCUGCCCCGUCUGCGCUCUGACCUUCAGCCAGUCCUACCACAUGACCCGACACCUGCGGAACCAGCACGGCGCGGGACAGCACGUCUGCUCCACUUGCGGGGAAAGUUUAGGAAGCUUUGCCGAGUUGAAAAGUCACAAGAGGACGCACAAGCAAACCCUGUCGUGUCCCGAUUGCGGUGAAAAAUUCACAAACCACGACACGCUUCGCAGCCACAUGGUGUCACAUGACAAAAUCCAGCAACAGAUUUUACAGCAAAGCGAUGAAGUGAUUAACCAAGUAACGGUCGACUCGAGUCAGAACGACGACAGUAAUGACAGCAUUGAUGAUGCUGCUGACAAUGAUUCAGACUCUGGUUGUGUUGAGACUUUGGAUAAAGGAUGUAAAGUUAAUAUCAAGAUGGAGGAAGACUCUGUCGCUAUAUCUCAAGAUGGAGCCGGUAAGAAAGAAAAAGUCGCUUCUAAGGCGAAACCAAAAGGACAUUUUUGUCCCAUCUGUGACGGCAGGCGCUUCAGGGGUCCAAACAAGCUCGCCAGACACAUGAGGACGCACACGAAGGAGAAACCGUUCACCUGUCCCAUCUGCUCUUUGACUUUCAGCCAGUCGUACCACAUGACCCGACACGUGAGGAACCAGCACGGCUCGGGCAAAUACAUCUGCUCUAAAUGUGGGAAAAGCUCCAGCAGCUGGCUGGAGCUGAAAACCCACAAGAAGACUCAUGCAGGAGACGGUCUGAAAUGUCUCGCCUGUGAUACACAGUUCAAGGAGAAGGCGGCGCUCGUGAGUCACCUCAAAUUGCACAAGAAGGUCCACACCAAUCCUCGCAGCCUCAUCUGCGGCGAUUGCGGCAAAGUGUUUCGUCGAUUGUAUCAUUUGAAACGUCACAUCAAGACCCAUCGCAAAGCGGCCAACAGCGAGAGUUUCACGUGCCCCGACUGUCACAAGAAGUUUGCCUUUCCAGAAGACUUGAACAAACACCUGGAGGUUCACGUGAAGGAGAACAAUGGGACCUGUCCGAAAUGUGACCAAACCUUCACCAGUCCCGAGGAGCUGGAGACGCACAUGGAGGUUCACGACAAGACGUACGCCUGCAGCACCUGCGGGAAGAAGUUCAAGGUGGAGUACGCGCUGAAGAAGCAUGAGCAGGUUCACCAGAACGAACAGUAUUAUUGUUCGUUGUGCCGAAAGCGUUUCAUCAAGCUGUCUCACUACAAAAGACACUUACUGGUUCACGACAGGCGGGAAUGUAAAUGUCCGCACUGCGACAGCGUCUUUCUACAGGUUACAGCUCUGAAGUAUCACCUGCGGACUCACCGCGAAGAACGGCCGUACCAGUGCACCUGCUGCAUCGAGACCUUCGAGGUGGAGGAAGAUCUGGAGCAGCACCGUCUCAAACACAGGAAAUACAAAAAAGAGAGGCCCUUCUCCUGCACUCGGUGUGAUUCCGCCUUCACUGCGCUGGUGGCGCUGACGGAACACAUGAGCGAACACGAGGGAGAGCUGCCCUCAAACUGUCCCGUCUGCGGCAAAACCUUUCUGAACAAGAAGAAGCUGGAGAAACACCUGACCAUCCACACGGGGGAGAGACCCCACCUCUGCUCCAUCUGCGGCAACGGCUUCCCUUCCGCCGCCAGCCUCAAGCUGCACAUCAGCAUCCACACCGGGGAGAAACCCUUCAAGUGCUCGCAGUGCAUCAAGAGCUUCAGGUCGUCGAGCGGGCUGCGGCUGCACAGCAGGCAGCACAUGGAGGUGCGGCCCAUCUACGAGUGUCCCGAGUGCGGCCGGACGUACGGACGCAUGACAGAGCUGAAGAUGCACCAGCGUUAUCACACGGGGGACAAACCGUACUCGUGCACCUGCUGCAACAAGCGCUUUAUUAGCAAAGACAAACUGAACGUACACAUGAGGACACACACGGGCGAGAGGCCGUACUCCUGCCCCCACUGUGGACAGACAUUCACACAGACCGGAGACAGAAACAGACACAUCAGUAAAUAUCACUAGUUAGAAUCCGACACGGCUCCAGUGACGCUUUAGUUUUGAAUGAUUGGACCUGUGGUUCUGCAUGUUUGUAUGUGUGGGUGUCAUUACGAGUCAAUUCAGAGAAAGUAAAAGAAACCAAAAUAUGUUAAAAGCUCAACACUAGAUUGUCAUAACUGAUGAGGUUUUCUGAUUGAUUUUUGGUAUUUUGUCCAUUUCAGUUAUUUUGUUUUUUCACUUAAAGAUUCAGUGUGUAGAAUUUAGUGGUGAAGUGUCAUGUUGCAGCUGAAUACCCCCUCACCUCCCCCUCCCCUUCCAAACAUGAAAGAACCUGUG